AUGCCGAACAUAAAGAUCUUCAGCGGCAGCUCCCACCAGGACCUGUCCCAGAAAAUCGCCGAUCGCCUGGGGCUGGAGCUGGGCAAGGUGGUGACCAAGAAAUUCAGCAACCAGGAGACCUGCGUGGAAAUCGGUGAGAGCGUCCGUGGCGAGGAUGUGUACAUUGUGCAGAGUGGCUGCGGAGAGAUCAAUGACAACCUAAUGGAGCUCCUCAUCAUGAUCAAUGCCUGCAAGAUCGCUUCAGCCAGCCGUGUCACCGCAGUCAUCCCCUGCUUCCCAUAUGCCCGCCAGGACAAGAAAGAUAAGAGUCGAGCCCCGAUCUCUGCAAAGCUUGUGGCCAAUAUGUUGUCUGUAGCAGGGGCAGACCACAUAAUCACCAUGGACCUACAUGCUUCUCAGAUCCAGGGCUUCUUUGAUAUUCCUGUGGAUAACUUAUAUGCUGAGCCAGCUGUCCUGAAAUGGAUCAGAGAGAACAUUGUCGAAUGGAAGAACUGUACUAUUGUUUCACCUGAUGCUGGUGGAGCUAAAAGGGUCACCUCUAUCGCUGACCGGUUGAAUGUGGACUUUGCACUGAUACACAAGGAGCGGAAGAAGGCCAACGAAGUGGACCGAAUGGUGCUUGUGGGGGAUGUGAAGGACCGGGUGGCCAUCCUAGUAGAUGACAUGGCAGACACAUGUGGCACCAUCUGCCAUGCAGCAGACAAACUAUUAUCAGCUGGAGCCACCAAAGUUUAUGCUAUCCUAACACAUGGAAUCUUCUCUGGGCCUGCCAUUUCUCGAAUCAACAAUGCUUGCUUUGAGGCUGUAGUGGUUACAAACACAAUACCUCAGGAGGACAAGAUGAAGCACUGCCCUAAAAUCCAGGUGAUUGACAUCUCCAUGAUCCUCGCAGAGGCCAUCCGGAGGACUCACAAUGGAGAAUCCGUGUCCUAUCUGUUCAGCCACGUUCCUUUAUAACAGACCCCCCUGCGCAACUUCCUUGGCAUUUUUUUU
This is a messenger RNA of Tachyglossus aculeatus (Australian echidna), 993 nucleotides long. It is a transcript of the gene PRPS1, whose product is annotated as phosphoribosyl pyrophosphate synthetase 1. The record is from RefSeq and is a predicted model, not a curated record. The coding region runs from base 1 to 957 and encodes 318 amino acids. The transcript has 7 exons. NCBI's taxonomy places the organism in Eukaryota, Metazoa, Chordata, Mammalia, Monotremata, Tachyglossidae. Gene Ontology annotation, molecular function: ribose phosphate diphosphokinase activity; ATP binding; magnesium ion binding. Gene Ontology annotation, cellular component: cytoplasm; ribose phosphate diphosphokinase complex. Gene Ontology annotation, biological process: ribonucleoside monophosphate biosynthetic process; purine nucleotide biosynthetic process; 5-phosphoribose 1-diphosphate biosynthetic process.